GAACAACACACUCGUUCAAAGCCGCUUCCGCAUUCGAUGUUGUGAAACACAUGUUGUUUUUCAAUGAAAGUCUGUGAAAAUAAAUGCAAAUAUGCAAGGCGACAAAGUUGAAGAAAUAACAGAAAAGUUAGAGGGAUCUCUGUCUAUAGACACGGGGAAGAUGGAGAAAUAUGACAGGUACAGGCAGGAGGGAAAGGAAGCUGCCUUGAGCGGUGACCUGCAACGUGCCCUAGAGCUGUUUAAGAUGGCUAACCAGUUGCAGCCGAGCGACAAGCUAAAGAAACGGAUCCAGGCCAUACAGGAGAUUGUGCAAAGAGAGGAUGAGGAAGAAGAAGAGGAGGAUGAUUUUGUGAAUGUGAACGGUAGUGGAUUGAACCUGUAUAAAGGGCUCUAUGACAAACUGUAUGACCAUCAGAAAGAGGGAGUGGCGUUCCUGUACAGUCUGCACCGAGAUGGAAGAAAGGGAGGAAUUCUGGCUGACGACAUGGGCCUUGGCAAGACCAUCCAGGUCAUCUCAUUUUUGUCAGGGAUGUACGAUGCAGAACUGGCCAAUCACACGCUGUUAGUCAUGCCAACCUCGCUCAUAAAGAACUGGGUGCGUGAGUUUGCCAAGUGGACCCCCGGGAUGCGAGUGAAAGAGUUCCACGGCUCCAGCAAGGCAGAGCGGAACAGGAACUUAGACCGGAUCCAGCGCAAGGGUGGGGUUAUUAUUACCACCUACCAAAUGCUAAUCAACAACUACGAACAACUUGCAACAUACAACCAGCGGGAGUUCCGCUGGGAUUACGUCAUCCUAGACGAAGCCCACAAAAUCAAAACCUCGUCCACUAAAACGGCUAAAAGCGCUCACGCCAUCCCAGCACAUAACAGAGUGCUGUUGACCGGUACUCCAGUUCAGAACAACCUUAGAGAGUUGUGGGCACUGUUUGACUUUGCCUGCCACGGGUCUUUGCUGGGAACCUCCAAAACGUUCAAAACGGAGUACGAGAACCCAAUCACGCGUGCACGAGAGAAAGAUUCCACCCCUGGAGAGAAAGCCCUUGGAUUGAGGAUCUCUCAGAACCUAAUGGACAUCAUCAAACCUUAUUUCCUACGGAGGACAAAAGCCGACGUUCAGAAUAAAAAGGAACGACAUUGUGAAGAAGCCAACCAGGAUGAGAAUCAAGAGAACAAAUGUCCAAAUGCUGACGAAGGUGCUGUAAUGCCUUCGCUGACACGAAAGAACGACCUCAUCGUGUGGACGUACCUGAGCUCAGUUCAGGAGGACAUUUAUAACCAGUUCAUCUCGCUGGACCGAAUUAAGGAGCUGCUGAUGACUACAAGAUCCCCGCUAGCUGAGCUCACUGUGUUAAAGAAGCUCUGUGACCACCCCAGGCUGCUCUCAGCUCGAGCUGUUGCUCAGUUAGGCCUCGAUCAAGGUACUAACUCCACCCCUAUUGAAAAUAUGAGGGAGUCGGCAGCGAGUCAGAUCGAACAUAUUUCAGAUGACACUUUGAUUGGCGAAUCAGGGAAGCUGCAGUUUCUGGUGUCUCUGAUGGAGUGUCUCCGUGAGGAGGGGCAUCGCACUCUGAUCUUCUCCCAGUCCAGGAAAAUGCUGGACAUCAUGGAGCGCGUCCUGCGCAACAGAGGCUUCCGUCUGCUGCGUCUGGAUGGCACGGUGACACACCUGACAGAGAGAGAGAAGCGUAUUACGUUGUUUCAGACGGAUCGACGCUACACCAUCUUUCUUCUCACCACACAGGUGGGUGGGGUCGGCAUCACGCUGACAGCAGCUAACCGUGUCGUAAUCUUUGACCCGAGCUGGAACCCUGCGACGGAUGCUCAAGCUGUAGACCGUGCGUACCGCAUUGGCCAAACUGAAAAUGUCCUCAUCUACCGACUCAUCACUUGUGGCACUGUGGAGGAGAAAAUUUACCGCAGACAGGUAUUCAAAGACUCUCUUAUACGGCAGACGACCGGCGAUAAGAAGAACCCAUUCCGUUACUUCAGCAAGCAAGAGCUGCGAGAACUGUUCAAACUAGAGGACACUCGCUCCUCCUCAACUCAGCAGCAGCUUCAGGCCAUGCAUGCGCAAAAUCGUCGCUCGGACACCAAACUGGACCAACACAUAGCUCAGCUUUACAGUAUGGAGAUGUUCGGCAUCUCUGAUCAUGACCUCAUGUUUACUAAAGAGGCAGCUGCUGACGAAGAUGCCCCCGAGAACGCAGAAUCGCACCAUUACAUCCAAACACGUGUUCAGAAAGCCCAAGAGCUCAUGCAGGCAGAAUCAGAGCUGCACGGCCAGCUGAUGGACAGCAUCGCUCAGAACACAGAGCCUGCUUGGCUUAGGCAGUCAGGACAACGUGGUAUACAAAAAUCGGCUGGUAUAGAACGCCCAGCCCCUCCUCAUGACGAUGUGGUCACAGUGGAUCUGACUCAUUACAGUAUAGAUGAGCCAGAGGAUGAAGAGGAACAGAGCUCACUUUCUGUUGAGGAAGUUCAGUUUGUAGGUAAAGACGAAGAGGAAGACGCGUUUCCAUGGGCAGGUGGAGAGAGAAAUACAUCUGUUCUUAAGGCCAAGGACGAUUCUGCUGAAGACAGCCAUCCUGUGAUCACAUUGGAUGACAGUUUGAACGUAGCUGACGAAUCUAAAAACAAUACAGCAUCCGAGCAACAAAACUCUCUACAUGACUUGUCUAGUCUCUCUCACAAGUUCCCCAAGCUGGAAGAACCUUCUGUAGUGUCUGAUCAUCUUGAUACAGCAGAAGCUCAAACAGAUGUGGUGCUUUCACCAUCCACAUCUCCAGUGGCUAAAUCAGUUAAGUCCUCCAAAACGGACCUGGAGUCGUCCAAAACGGACCUGGAGUCGUCCAAAACGGACCUGGAGUCGUCCAAAACGGACCUGGAGUCGUCCAAAACGGACCUGGAGUCGUCCAAAACGGACCUGGAGUCGUCCAAAACGGACCUGGAGUCGUCCAAAACGGACCUGGAGUCGUCCAAAACGGACCUGGAGUCGUCCAAAACGGACCUGGAGUCGUCCAAAACGGACCUGGAGUCGUCCAAAACGGACCUGGAGUCGUCCAAAACGGACCUGGAGUCGUCCAAAACGGAGCUGGAGUCGUCCAAAACGGAGCUGGAGUCGUCCAAAACGGAGCUGGAGUCGUCCAAAACGGAGCUGGAGUCGUCCAAAACGGAGCUGGAGUCGUCCAAAACGGAGCUGGAGUCGUCCAAAACGGAGCUGGAGUCGUCCAAAACGGAGCUGGAGUCGUCCAAAACGGAGCCGGAGCCUUUCAAAACUGACCUGGAAUUGCUUCAAGGAAAUUUCAACUUGCAACUUGAAGACAGUGCAGAUAUGUUCUCUGCUGAGGAAGAAGUUCAUGAAGAGGAGGAGUCUUUAGUGGAGAACAGUCUUGAGUUUCAGCUUCAAAUGGAUGUCAGUGGAGAACGACUGGAAGAACCAAGCGUGGAUGACUGCAGACGAAUCAGUAACUAUAUCAAGUGCGAAGUCAGCAAACAUGAAUCUCCUUUAAGGCAGCGUUCUAUUUUGGGCACACCUGCAGACGACUCGUUCGUGCAUUCUGUUCGGAGAAAGAAAAGGAGGCAGGUCAUAUCGGACAGCGAAGAGGAGGGAGAGGAAGAGCUGGAGAUGCCAUGUUUGUCCAGCAGCCCAUUGUCCGAUGGCCUCAGCAAGCUGGGAUCCUCAACGCCAAAAUCCACUUUGGCAAACGGCGCGCGACUCAGGCGGAGCUUGAACACCUCAGUGGCAUCAAGAAGGUCUUUGGUGAUGUCUAUGCUCGAGAAUGAAUCCGAUGAGGAAUCGUCAGAGCCCAGUGAAGGAGAAAAUGAGUCCUAUCAGAUGUCUGCAGCAAGUGAAGCUUAUGCAGAUGAAUCUGUGAUGGAAGAGGAGCCGAAUGGAGAGACUCUGAAUACAGAUGAGUGUGAUGAGGAGGAUGAAGUUGAAGAGAGCUUGGAGAUGACAGGAGAUCAGCUGGAAGUAGAAGAAUCCACUAAUGAUGUUGAAUUAGAAUCUAGUGAAAUGAUGGAGCAAUGUGCUCCUAAAACAAUCCCUACAGAAACAUACACUCUUGCGGUUGGUACCAUCAACAGUGAUGAAACUCCUUCUGAAAACACAUAUGAGGCGCUGGUUCUUUCUGGAAAACGUUGUUUGGCAAACGGCAGGAAGCAGGAAGCUCUGGAUUAUUUUCUGAAGGCUAUAGAUGUAAAUACAGGUGAUCCUGAGAUCCAACUCAUGAUUAUUCAGUUGUACAGACAACUCAGUCAACAGGGACAGUAGUAUAAACAAAAACUUAACAUAUAGAGACUUGUUUUGUCAUGCAUUUCAACGGACUCAUGCUUAUUCACGUGUUAAAAAAAGAAAAAUGAAUGGGCAUGGGCUAAAAGUGACUGAAGUGUCUGGAGAAAUAGCUUGUAUUUGUUAAUACACAGUAAUUUCAGUCAUUCUUAGAAAUUUCUUGAUUUAUUUUCAUGUCCAUUGUGUUUCCCCCAUUGUUUAAGAUACUGUUCCAUUUAUCAAAUUGAAAUCCACAAUGUGGAUUGUGGAGAAAAAAUAAAUUGACAAAGGUUUCAUAUUGUGCUGUUUGUAUUAAUUUUAUACAUGGUUGGAAUUGUAUUUCGUGUAGACCAACACCGGUUGAAAUAUAAUUUUCUAUAAUAUUAAAGCGAUAGUUCAUCCAACAAUGAAUCAUCAUUUAUUCACCAUCUUUUCAUUUCAACCCUGUAUGAAAAAAGAUAUUUUGAAGAAUGUUAGUAACCAAACAACGGUUGUGCCCAAUGACUUCUGUUGUACGGACAGAAAACCAAUGGAAGUGAAUGGAUUCUAUUGUUUGUGGUUGCAAACAUUCUUCAACAUAUCUUCUUUUGUUUUAUGCAUAAGAAAGUCAAAUAGGGGUUGAAAUUACAGAAUUCCUUUUUUCAGCUUAGAGCGUUGACUAACAAAUGUGACUUUUUUUGGAAGAAACUACCACAAUAACAGCUUACAUAUCUGUUUAAUACUUUUACAUCGAUGUCAACAUUAAGUUUAUCAACAAAAUUUAUAACUAGGCUAUAUACUAUUUGGCAAGAUGUAAAUGAUACUGGUCCAGAUGCACUCUGG
This is a messenger RNA of Triplophysa dalaica, 5092 nucleotides long. RefSeq names its product excision repair cross-complementation group 6-like (gene ercc6l). Gene Ontology annotation, molecular function: ATP binding; ATP-dependent chromatin remodeler activity; DNA translocase activity. The transcript has 4 exons. The record is from RefSeq and is a predicted model, not a curated record. The coding region runs from base 92 to 4273 and encodes 1393 amino acids. NCBI's taxonomy places the organism in Eukaryota, Metazoa, Chordata, Actinopteri, Cypriniformes, Nemacheilidae.